Messenger RNA from Aureobasidium musti, 696 nucleotides. Lineage: Eukaryota; Fungi; Ascomycota; Dothideomycetes; Dothideales; Saccotheciaceae. The record is from the annotation of a GenBank genome assembly.
AUGGUGUUCGAUGUAAUCAUGGGCCUGCAAAAGGAGAACGAAAAGGCCGCCAAUGCAAAUCCAGAAUCACGAACGACAAAGUUCUACAUAGAUGUGGUCAUAGAAGAUGAAGGAUCACGAUCGCGAGGACGAGGCGAAAUUUUACACGACAGCAUAGUGGUUGUCCGCGACAACAAACUCUGGAUCGAGGCCAAGAACCGAAACACAGGAUUACCUAGACGCGAAGAUUCGCAUCCUUUCACCGGAUUCUAUCUCAUGUACCCGGACGAGGAUCGCUCGCCUGCCGAGAGAGGCCUGGUCACGACCAUCCAGAAAGACCCACCGAUGCUCAAUUGGAUAUACGUGGACAACGACACUUUUGAACUCAAGUACUCGAAUCGCUCAGGCAGUAUAGCACACAAGGUUGGACCGUGGGACUGGACCGAUGAGUUUGUGGAUUCGAGCAUAACUCUCGAUGAUUUUGAGGGUUUCUUGGCUGUGGAAGAAGAUAUGUACAGGAACGAGCAAGGCCAUCCCAGAUGGGCACUGUAUUAUGACUGGAAUGACGAUGGUCUGAAAGGACGUAAGAGGGGCAGACGGACUAUGGAGAUCAGUAUGAAGAGAAGAUUAGUGGAAAACCAGGAAAAGAAUCAAUGGGGUGUCGGCAGAGAAGGCAAUAUCGGAGUGACUGGGUUCAAGGCCACGAGGGAGGUUUAA